This is a messenger RNA of Fusarium fujikuroi IMI 58289, 726 nucleotides long. RefSeq lists its product as uncharacterized. NCBI's taxonomy places the organism in Eukaryota, Fungi, Ascomycota, Sordariomycetes, Hypocreales, Nectriaceae. The record is from RefSeq and is a predicted model, not a curated record. Bases 1 to 726 code for a protein of 241 amino acids. The transcript has a single exon.
AUGAAUCCCCUCGAUUUUGUCCGAUGUGGUAUUGAGAGGCUAGAUUCUUUCUCGAAGGCUGUGGCUGAAGCACAACACAACCUUCGUGGAAAGCAUGACUCUGACUAUUCCGCAGCGCAGAGGGAAGCGUUGAAUGGCUUGUACGAAAAACAUGGAGAUGUGUUUGAUCUGUUGGGCUUCUGGGCCGAAAACGAUAUCUCAGACUGGCGUAUUUUGCCCGUGUCUCUCGCACACGGCUAUUUAUAUUCGCUUCUGAGGGAGCUUAAAGACCUCAUGCCGGCUGACCAUCCGAAGUCCCAAUACUUCACCUUCGAGUCAUCCGUUCUCAAAUUCAUCGCCGAAUGCGAGAAUACUCUCUUGCGCGGCUUUCUCCGGUGGGCCGUCGUGGAAGCUCACACGCCCUCGAGUGCCGUCCAUUCUCUCCUACAGAUCCAUGCUGCCGCUGAUGCAGUGGACUAUGUGGUUCCCAAGCCCGAGGGAGAUAUGAAGGUGGUCCUUGUCCGCGUGACAGACGUGCCCCAGUUGGUAGAUCAUUGGGGCCAGCGUGUUGUCUCCGGCCCAGGUGAGGAGGAAAUGGCGGAAAUAUGCAGGUCGAACAAGCCAAACUUUCGCAGGUCUAUAUUUAAAGGGCUCUUUGUUCUGGCGUGGAAGGUCCCAGGAGAAUAUGGGGACAUGUGGAUGGACGGUCAGGGCUUUGCGAUUCCUGAUGUUCCUGAGUCGAUCUAG